This is a messenger RNA of Penaeus indicus, 715 nucleotides long. RefSeq names its product E3 ubiquitin-protein ligase RNF180-like. Bases 251 to 715 code for a protein of 154 amino acids. The transcript has 3 exons. Gene Ontology annotation, molecular function: ubiquitin protein ligase activity; ubiquitin conjugating enzyme binding. Gene Ontology annotation, cellular component: endoplasmic reticulum membrane. Gene Ontology annotation, biological process: norepinephrine metabolic process; positive regulation of proteasomal ubiquitin-dependent protein catabolic process; protein polyubiquitination. NCBI's taxonomy places the organism in Eukaryota, Metazoa, Arthropoda, Malacostraca, Decapoda, Penaeidae. The record is from RefSeq and is a predicted model, not a curated record.
UUUCUUUUAGGUUGAUUGGAUAAAAGUUGGAGAAGUAUUGCCACAUACCAUUUCAUUUUCAAACCAGAAGGUACUACACUCAUCUUCUGAAGCUACUUAUGUGAGAAACCCAACCUUCUUAAUAGCACCUCAUGAAGCAGAUCAUAGGGGCAACUUGAGUGAAGCUGUGACUCUGACAGCCAACGAUGGAAACAGCUGUAAUGAUGCAUCUUACACUGCUGUUGCACCAUCAGAUGAUCUUGACUGGGCAAUGUAUGAUCAAGGUUCUCCCAGCAUGCUGACUCACAAACAGAAAGAGAUCCUGGAAAACCUCAAGAGCCAACAUAGGCAAAAUGUAAAACAAAAGACUUUGUUGACAAGGAGAUCAAAAUGGAAGAAGCAACAUAUGUGGAAUAUCACUGAGCUGGAAGAUGAGGAUAUGACUCCCAUGGCAGGAAUUUCUUCAAAGUGUUCAAAUUUCCAUGUUUUGCCAUCAGAAGACCUUAAGGAUGAUUCAAGUGAUGAUUCAGACAAGAUUCCAAUGGACUUAAUGUGUCCAGUGUGUCUUGAUCUGCUUUACAGCCCUCUAGAGGUUCAGCCAUGCAGACAUAUAUUUUGUGAACCGUGUUUGAGGAGGGUAGCCCAUCCCAAUCCAACAAAUACAUUGUGCCCUCUAUGUAGACAUAUGAUUGGACAAUGUAUGCCAUCUAGAGGUAAGAGAACUUCUGAUUUGUAA